AUGUUACGUUCACCGAUAGCCCGUGCUAUAUUCCGCAGCGCUACAGCGCGAUCAACAAUCCCGUCUUCGUCGCAGUCGGCCUCGCGUUUUGCGGUCCCUAUCCUCGAUUCUUCCUACUUCUCCGGCCAAACAUUCCGAUACCCACGUUUUCCUUCUGCAACACUUGGACUCACCUCAAGGACCUUCAAACCUUCUUCGCAGACUUUUCGCUUUCCCAACAGAUACCUCUCCUCGUCGGCCAGGCUAUCCUACAGAUACGGCGGUGAUAGAUAUCGGCGAUUUGAUGGCCUCAGUCGCGGAACGCUUUUUCAGCGAUUGUUGACAAAUGCGAGGCCAUACCACUUUGUCAUAAUUGGCGUAGUGAUCGGCGGUAUCUAUACCAGCAAUGUCGAAACGGUGGAGAUGACCGGCCGCCGACGAUUCAACUGUGUCUCCUCUCAGCAGGAACUAAAAAUGGGUCAACAGAGCUAUGAAGAGGUUUUGAGGUCAACACGCGGGAAGAUUCUCCCCGAGAAUCAUCCGCUGACCAUCAUGGUAAACCGCGUGCUCCGCAGACUGAUACCGCAAGCGCCAAUUGAAGGCGCAGAUUGGAGAGUUCAUGUCAUCAAAGAUGACGGCAUGGUCAAUGCUUUUGUUUUGCCUGGUGGGAAAGUAUUUGUCUAUACAGGCAUCCUGCCAAUUUGCAAAGACGAGGACGGGCUUGCAGCUGUGUUGGGCCACGAAAUUGCUCACGUUGUCGCGCAUCACCCAGCAGAACGCAUGAGCAACAACAUCCUGACAGUUGGAGCAGUAUUAAUUAUCUCCCUGCUAUUUGACAUUUCAGGCCAGAUUCCUUCGCUACUGCUCAACUUAAUGUACAGCUUGCCUAAUUCGAGGACACAAGAGGCUGAGGCAGACAAUAUUGGCUUGAUGAUGAUGUCAAAAGCUUGCUUCGAUCCUGAGGCCGCUGUCGGACUUUGGGCGCGUAUGCAGAAAGCAGAGCAGGAGACACCGCCUCAAUUUCUGUCAACACACCCUUCGAGCUACAACCGCAUGGAAUCAAUCCGUGGAUGGCUAGGGAAGGCCGAGGAAAUCUAUGAAGAUAGUGGAUGUAGUACCCUGGGAAACUACAUGCCAGGAUUUCGCCAAGCUUCAAACGACUUCUACAGAUGGUGA
Aspergillus pseudoviridinutans is the source of this 1155-nucleotide messenger RNA. RefSeq names its product M48 family metallopeptidase. Bases 1 to 1155 code for a protein of 384 amino acids. The record is from RefSeq and is a predicted model, not a curated record. Lineage: Eukaryota; Fungi; Ascomycota; Eurotiomycetes; Eurotiales; Aspergillaceae. The transcript is spliced from 9 exons. Gene Ontology annotation, cellular component: mitochondrial inner membrane. Gene Ontology annotation, molecular function: metalloendopeptidase activity. Gene Ontology annotation, biological process: mitochondrial protein processing; protein quality control for misfolded or incompletely synthesized proteins.